Oncorhynchus mykiss (rainbow trout) is the source of this 1933-nucleotide messenger RNA. It is a transcript of the gene tmem244, whose product is annotated as transmembrane protein 244. The record is from RefSeq and is a predicted model, not a curated record. NCBI's taxonomy places the organism in Eukaryota, Metazoa, Chordata, Actinopteri, Salmoniformes, Salmonidae.
UUAAGACCAGCCCUCAUCCCCUGGUGUGUUUGCUCUACUGUAGGCGGCCUUCUAGCGUCUCCACUGAUAAAAGAAAAGGCGGCCAUUCAUGUUGUUGGACUACUGUUGCAGGUGUUGUGGGUAUUGUGGGUCUACUCUGAAGCGCUAUGGCCCAACAUCAGUCAAGAUCAAGACCAACGUCAGUGAAACAUGGAUUGUUCUCCAGAACUUGCUGAUGUGCAUAAUAUCCUUCUAUGCUGUUUACUACAUAGUGGUCAGUCUCUGCAUUGGUAUUCUCAGGGUACAUGAGGUUGACAGCCUUUUAGCACCCUUUGACUACACAACACAGCCAUCAUGGCAAAGUCCAAAAUACCUAGUGACAGUGAUCUCCAUGGAGCUGACCUAUCUUUUGGGAGGCCUGAUAUUUGCGUGGAUUGUCGAGGAGUGGGUGUGGGACUACGCCAUCACAGUCACACUAAUCCACAUUGGUCUGACGGUAGCAGUUAUGUCUGAUUUCCCGUCAACAGAACAUUAUUGGAUUGCCCUUGGUUCUGGAUUGGUGAUGAUGAUUUUCGGAGGCCAACUUGUAGCAUAUAAGCUCUUCAGGAAUAAUUUUGUGUAUCCGGAUGAGCUCCAACAUUUCUAAGAAAAAUAUUUAGCUUUUCUUCUACAAAAUGAUGUAGGGUCAAAUAUUUUUUUAUAUUCAGUUUUUUUGUAUUACACAACUUUGGUACUCUGUAAAUCCACACAUUAUAUUUUGCAAUUAAAGGUUGUUUGGAAGGAAUAGUUGGGAAUAUGGGGCGACAGGGUAGCCUAGUGGUUAGAGCAUUGGACCGAAAGGUUGCAAGUUCAAAUCCCCGAGCUGAAAAAUCUGUUGUUCUGCCCCUGAACAGGCACAGGGGCACACUGUUCCUAGGCCGUCAUUGAAAAUAAGAAUUUGUUCUUAACUGACUUGCCUAGUUAAAUAAAGGUAAAAUAUAUAUUAAACACUUCUUGCCAACAAUGUUCUUGUUUUUGUGUAUCUUGUUCCAUGCCAUUGGAAAUAAUAAGGAAUCAUUUACUCUUUUUAGAUAUGGAAUAAACACAAGUGUUAUUACUGUGUUAUUACUGUAACAAAGUGAUAUUACUGUGUUAUUACUGUAACAACAUGUUAUUACUGUGUUAUUACUGUUACAACGUGUUAUUGCUGUGUUAUUACUGUAACAAAGUGUUAUUACUGUAACAAAGUGAUAUUACUGUGUUAUUACUGUAACAAAGUGUUAUUACUGUGUUAUUACUGUAACAACGUGUUAUUACUGUAACAAAGUGAUAUUACUGUGUUAUUACUGUAACAAAGUGUUAUUACUGUGUUAUUACUGUAACAACGUGUUAUUACUGUAACAAAGUGAUAUUACUGUGUUAUUACUGUAACAAACCGUUAUUACUGUAACAAACUGUUAUUACUGUAUUAUUUCUCUAACAAUGUGUUAUUACUUAUAACAAAGUGUUAUUACUGUUAUUACUGUAACAGAGCAUUAUUACUGUGCUAUUACUGUAACAAAGUGUUAUUACAUUGACAUUUUAGUAAUUUAGCAGACACUCGUAUCCAGAGCGACUUACAGGAGCAAUUAGGGUUAAAACAAAGUGGUAUUAGUGUCUUAUAACACAUUACCUAAUUAAAACACUAAGGAACCUUAGGGAUAGCACAGUGGUGAUUGUUAUUAAGCCUGAGCAUCUGUUGUCUGUUAAAGCCCUUGGGAUUAAGAAUGCUUAGAAUUACUGAGGCAGUAGCGAGCAGUCAGUCAGUCGCUCCUCCUUACUAUUUUGAAUGGUGUCAUUUCAGUACUGAAGCGCACAUCCACCUCUUGAACAGGUCAGUCUGCUGAUCAUUACAGUCUGCAAUACUGACCCUAGUCACAGUUGUAAUCCCAGUGACCCCAUAUUUACACAGACACACCCCAGACAGUGAAGUAAA